Amborella trichopoda is the source of this 2647-nucleotide messenger RNA. It is a transcript of the gene UBP22, whose product is annotated as ubiquitin-specific protease 22. NCBI's taxonomy places the organism in Eukaryota, Viridiplantae, Streptophyta, Magnoliopsida, Amborellales, Amborellaceae. Gene Ontology annotation, molecular function: cysteine-type deubiquitinase activity; zinc ion binding. The record is from RefSeq and is a predicted model, not a curated record. Gene Ontology annotation, biological process: protein deubiquitination.
ACACAAAGUAAACGAAAAAAUUAGAGAUUGAAGAGUGAGAAACUCUGAACAAGUCGGUCCACACGAAGAUUUCCAGUAAAACAUUGAAUGAAGAAGGCCAACACCUUACAAAACACAGGAAUUAAAACCCCCCACUUUUGAUUCCUCUCUCUCUCUUCCUUUCCCAUUGUACACAAAAGUCACCAGCCCGCCCUAUUGCACGUCUGCCCAAGAGCCACAGAUCCCCUUCCUCUUCGAUCCCUUCCUUAUUUAAGGCCUUGGAGUCCCAUAAAUCAAAGCUUUUUCUUUCUCCUUCCUCCCCCAUUUCUCUCUUCCUCUCUCUAAACAUGUCCACCAAAACCCAGAGGUACACCACGCCCCAGCCUUGCCCCCAUCUCUCAGAUUACAGAGCGAAACAUGGCCUCAAAGGUUACAGAGUCCUUCAAAAGUGCUUAAAGUUUGGACCUUUAGGGAAAACCUCCAUUAAGAGAGAGCAAAACCAGAUACCCAAAUGCUCUUUUUGCCUGAAAAGCCAUGGAAGACUCUUUGUUUGCUUGAUCUGUGCUAAUGUCUCCUGUUGUGGUUCCCCCAAUUCAAACCAUGCCCAUCUACACUCUCGAUCAGAGGUUGGCCAUGAAAUUGCAGUGGAUAUAGAGAGAGCAGAGCUAUUUUGCUGCGUUUGUUGUGACCAAGUUUAUGAUCCAGAGUUUGACAUGACUGUUAUGUUUGCUCAGAUAAUGGUUUUGCCAAAAGCCAUUAAUGGGGGCUCGGAGUAUUCGAGCAAGAGGAGGAAGAUUGAUUACAAGCAAUGGGUACCCAAUUCGAGAGAGCUGCUUUUGAUGCAACGGGGUUCCAGCCCUUUGGGUAAUUCAUGUUUUCCAUGGGGUUUACGGGGUCUGAACAAUCUGGGCAAUACUUGUUUCAUGAAUUCGGUUCUCCAAGCUUUGCUUCAUACUCCACCUCUGAGAAAUUACUUUCUCAGUGAUCGCCAUAACCGGAAACUUUGUCAAAAGAGCUCACCUUCUGGUCUUUGUUUGGCUUGUGAUAUGGAUGCGAUUUUCUCAGCUGUGUUUUCGGGUGAUCGCAAACCAUAUAGUCCUGCAAAAUUCCUUUACAGCUGGUGGCAACAUGCAGCAAAUCUUGCAAGUUAUGAGCAGCAGGACGCUCAUGAAUUUUUCAUGUCAAUGCUUGAUGGUAUUCAUGAAAGAGAGGAAAGAGACCAACGAGGCCCUCGAACAGAUGGCAAUGGAGAUUGCUAUUGCGUAGCCCACCGAGUCUUCUCAGGAGUCUUGAGAUCAGAUGUCACUUGCACAGUUUGUGGUUUUACUUCCACGACUUAUGACCCUUGUGUUGACAUCUCUCUAGACCUAGAUCCAUAUUAUGGGGGUUCUUCGAUGGUGACUGAUAAGUCUCUAGGGAAAGGCUCUGGAACCUCGACCCUUAUUGGUUGCUUGGAUCGAUUCACUCGUCCUGAAAAGCUUGGCUCUGAUCAGAAAUUCUUUUGUCAAAACUGCCAAAUUAGACAAGAAUCACUAAAGCAAAUGUCCAUAAGAAGGCUUCCUUUGGUCUUAUGCUUCCAUAUCAAGAGAUUUGAGCACUCUUCAAUAAGAAACAUGUCCAAGAAGGUUGACCGAUAUUUGCAAUUCCCCUUCUCUCUUGACAUGGCUCCUUAUCUCUCUUCUUCCAUUAUAAGAAACAGGUUUGGCAAUAGGAUUUUCAUAUUUGAAGGUGACGAGCCAGAUGCUUGCUCGGAUUCUUCAUCUGAAUUUGAGUUAUUUGCAGUAGUUACUCACACUGGUAAGCUUGAAGCUGGCCACUAUGUGACCUAUUUGAGGCUAAGGAAUCAGUGGUACAAGUGUGAUGAUGCCUGGAUUACUCAGGUUAGUGAGAGAGUUGUGAGAGCUUCACAGGGUUACAUGAUGUACUAUGUCCAAAAGAUGUUCUAUUACAAGGCGAGUGAUGACUUGAGCUCUUUGCCUGAACAAAACCAUCGGUCCUGAGGAUAUGGAAAGUGAUGGAACUCUGGACCUUGGGCUUGUGCGGUGAAGUUUGAUGCCAGAUCUUUUGUUGAAGAGAGAAAAUACCAUCAGAAGUAUGUCCUCUCUUCUUCAUGGGGCCAAAGAGAAGCUAAGUUUUUGAAGCAGUCGUUUGGCAAUAGAGAGAGAGAGAGAGAGAGAGAGAGAGAGAGAGAUUGUUGUAGGUUUUGAGAUUUAUAAUGCUAUUUAUACUGGCUGGUUUGUCCUGCCUUCGAAGAAUUGUGAAACAAAGGUCAGACCCAAAAGAGGAAAAAGCAGAAGCCGAAGAGAUUCAAUUCCAGUGAGGACCCAAAAGAAGAGAAAGCAGAAGCUGAAGAGAUUCAAUUUGAGUGCGGUUGCAAGACCUAAAUCUUUUCAGGUUUCAUGGGGCUUCGUGGUCAAUGAAGAUUUUGAAUUCGAGACCAUUCUUCUUGCUUUCAAGAAGUGGAUCAACUGGUUCAGAGAUAAUUUACAAUGUAGGCUGACUCUGUAAUUAAAUGAGAAAGCCUGGUCAUGAAGCUUGUUGUUAUUAGUUAUAGACAUCAAAAUAUGAUUUCUUUGAUUCGUUUUUCCCUGCCCGUCUCUUGCGCCACACUGAAAACUGUAUAGAAUGCUUUGGUUUUUCUUCUGAUACCAAAUACACAAUUGGUGAG